Venturia canescens is the source of this 1196-nucleotide messenger RNA. It is a transcript of the gene Clp, whose product is annotated as Cleavage and polyadenylation specificity factor subunit 4. Gene Ontology annotation, molecular function: zinc ion binding; RNA binding. The record is from RefSeq and is a predicted model, not a curated record. The transcript is spliced from 4 exons. Bases 127 to 1059 code for a protein of 310 amino acids. Lineage: Eukaryota; Metazoa; Arthropoda; Insecta; Hymenoptera; Ichneumonidae.
UGUGGACCAUGGUGGCGGGGAAUACGCGCAACCUGCAACACAUGAUUAUUGUGUGUAGUGUCGGUGUUUGCGGUGUUUGAUGGAUGCUUCGAACAAUAAUAAGUUGACAGAUUAUUGUGCUUAAAAAUGGAAUAUUUAGUUGCGAGUGUGGAUCAUAUGAAAUUUGACAUAGAAAUUGCGUUGGAUGAACAAUAUGGAGCACUAUCAUUACCUUUCACGGGGAUGGAUAAAUCCAUCGCUGCUGUAUGUCAAUUCUAUCCCAGAGGUACUUGCAACAAAGGGGCAUCAUGUCCCUUCAGGCACGUACGUGGCGACAGAACAAUUGUUUGUAAACAUUGGCUGCGAGGACUUUGUAAAAAAGGAGAUCAAUGUGAAUUUCUCCAUGAAUAUGACAUGACAAAAAUGCCUGAAUGUUAUUUCUAUUCACGUUUCAAUGCUUGUCAUAAUAAGGAAUGCCCCUUCUUGCACAUCGACCCGGAGACUAAAGUUAGAGAUUGUCCAUGGUACGACAGAGGAUUUUGCAGGCACGGACCCCUCUGCAGACACCGUCACGUUAGGAGGGUUCUCUGCAUGGCUUAUCUAGCUGGAUUUUGUCCUGAGGGUCCUAACUGUAAAUUUAUGCAUCCAAGAUUUGAACUACCGGCUGUUCAAGAUAUGCAACCAAAAGAAGGAAAGAAAGUUAUGAUAACGUGUCACUUCUGUGGCGAGGGGGGCCACAAAGCUAUGUAUUGUAAUAAAAUGCCUUCGGAUAUGAGAGAAGCUCAAGUGAGACAUGAACAAGAAGGUGGCGGUUCGCACUCGUCGCAUUAUCAUCACAUGAAUAUGCACAACGGUCCACCACCUCGAGGGCCACAAAAGCCUCUCGAAGAGGUGACUUGUUACAAAUGUGGUACAAAAGGACAUUACGCCAACAAAUGUCCAAAAGGUCAUUUAGCAUUUUUGAGUCACGCAGGUGGUGGCAGUGGUGGUGGUGGCAGUACUGGCAGUGGUGGAAGUGGCGGCGGAGGAGGAGGUGGAGGUUCAGGAGGUGGAAGUGGAAACCCUGGUUACAGAAGAUGACUCUUUUUGAGUUAUUUUCUUAUUUGGACUUAUGAAGAUUUGGUUAAAAACAGAAAUAAAUUUCUUUUGUAUAUGUUAACAUUUUUACUUUAUUUUUCAUUCGAAUAAACAAUAAAAUAGGAAUUCGAAAAGAAAAA